UACUGAACAGGCAGAUCAUAUAUAAAACCCCAAAAUUUCCACUACAAAGCAUUGAACAAACUGAAUUAAAUUGGCACUAUUUCGUGCUGAAAGGUACCGAUCCAAAUCGAGGGCACACCCUUGAAUCAAGAUGGCGGAAACUGUUAGUUUUGUAAAAACAAUCCAAAAUUUAUUAAAUAAGUGAACAAUGGAAGCACUUCCAACUUUAGAAUUUAAAUAACCAAAAAUAGUGAAAUGGUCCCUCUCAUUCCCGAUUACUAAAUUGACAAGUAAUUGAGUUACAUUCUAUUUACGCAAAACUUGAUUGACAGGUGCGAGACGACUAGUGAAUGAAAACAAUUUGGUUGUAAAUUGGUGUUGCCAAAUAAAGAGAAGAUGGCAGGACAUUUGAACCAGGAUCAUGUCGAGGAAAAGGUUCUGUAUCGCCGGCUAAAUCCAGUGAGGCUUGAAAGUUUAAAUCUUGGAUUGAGGGCUUCCAAAAUGGCGAUCGACCCUGAGAUACGGUUUACGAAGCUGGAACAGAUUGGGAAAGGCUCGUUUGGCUGUGUGUUUAAAGGCAUUGAUAACGAAUCACAGGAGGUUGUAGCCAUCAAGAUAAUAGACUUGGAGGAGGCCGAAGAUGAGAUUGAGGACAUACAGCAGGAGAUCAUGGUCCUCUCACAGUGUGACAGUCCCUAUGUAACCAAAUACUUUGGCUCAUAUCUCAAGGGCUCCAAUUUAUGGAUUAUCAUGGAGUAUUUAGGAGGAGGUUCUGCUUUAGACCUGAUGAAAGCAGGGCUGUUUGCGGAAUCAGACAUCGCCAUUAUACUGCGAGAAAUCAUCAAAGGGCUCGAUUACCUUCACUCAGAAAGAAAACUUCACAGAGACAUUAAAGCUGCCAAUGUUUUGUUAUCGGAGCAGGGUGACGUGAAGUUGGCAGAUUUCGGUGUCGCCGGCCAGCUCACCAACACAAUGAACAAACGUAACACAUUUGUCGGUACCCCCUUCUGGAUGGCACCAGAAGUAAUAAAACAAUCAGCUUAUGAUACUAAGGCUGAUAUAUGGAGUUUAGGUAUUACUGCUAUUGAACUGGCAAAAGGGGAACCCCCGAAUUCCGAGCUUCACCCGAUGCGAGUGCUCUUCCUCAUUCCGAAAAACCCACCACCUCAAUUGACGGGAAACUAUUCCAAACCUUUUAAGGAUUUUGUAGAAUUGUGUUUAAACAAAGAUCCGAACAAUCGCCCGUCAGCAAGGGACCUGAUACGUCACCCAUUCAUGAGGAAGGCAAAGCGUACAACAUUCCUACAGGACCUGAUUGACCGUUACAAACGAUGGAAGGAGGAUGUCAGACCCACAUCUGACAGCGAUAGUGACGAUGAGGUUGGAUCAGAUGACGAGGAAAACACGCCUCAGUGGAUACUCGACACGGUAAAGGUCAACGCCCCUGAUGUGUAUGAGACGUAUAUCAACAAGGCGGAGGUCAAUGGGGAAACAGACAAGUCAAAUUUUCGUUCCUCAUUGCCGGGCAACAAAAGACAAGCACCUGCAAUUCCUCACACCAAUGACAAAAAUAUUCAUGUUCCUAAUCCCUCUCAGAAUCGGCAGCCGCUUGAGCCCGCCCACGGCGGACGUAUGGGUAACCAUGGAAACAUUGGGGUCCCCUCAGUAACGUCCAGUCAAUCAAGCAUGAAUGAUUUACGAUCAUCUGGCCAGCAAGCAUAUAACCCUGCGGCAAGGCAUGCUGGUCCACAGUUAGGGCCCAUUAUACAUGCACGGUCUGAUUCAGCGCCCAGCCUCAAUGAUCGAGCAGAGCCUAGGCCAGAGCCCGUUCAUUACCGGAGUAGGUCGGAUAUUGCCCGACAAGGGCCAAAAGUAUCACCUAAACCCUCAUUCAAUAACCGACAAAGCAUGCCCCAAAAUGCUGUGUACAUAAGUCCGCCACUAUAUGAAAAUGUCACGCCAAAUAAAGCACAUUUUUCCCGCCCCAAAUCCCAGUAUGAUAUUCCCAAUCACCAUUCCUCCCAUGUACAAGUCACAUCCACUGGCCAACUCUCUGUAUAUCAAGCGGGAGGAGAAAAUUCCCCGCUUAGAUAUGGGCACAUGGGGCAACCCCCCACCCAGCCAAAGCCGAGUCGACCCAUGUCUGUUGGCAAUGAACCACAGUUGUCAGUCAGUCUUACUCCGACAAUUUUCCCCUUACUCGACAAGUUAAAAGAAGAUUAUAGAGAAGAAUAUCGGCGUAAUGGUCGACCAAUCCAACGAACCGAAGCAGCGGAGGAGCUAAAGAAUGCGUUUGACCUUGCGGAGAGGUCAUGUCCGGGAAUAACGGACGAACUUGUGGCAGGGAUGUUGGGCAAACUGUGUAGUUUAAAACUGAGCGAUGGUGAAAUCAAGAGGGCUAUAGAUAAAGUCAAACGGCCAGUAUAGUAGUUGCUGAUACCGCUGGCAUUAUACAUGUUAAUCAUCCUCGUCAUCGAAAAUACUUCCAUGUCAUUCGACAGUGUCCAUUCCAUCCCUGUAUAUAGACAAGACACCUCUUACAAGUGUGAUACUGGGACAAAACUGUGCCCUACUGUGCUGCAGUUGUAUAAUACUACACCCAACUGUUGGCUGAUGUAGAGCACUGUGCCCUACUGUACUGCAGUUGUAUAAUACUACAUCCAACUGUUCGCUGAUGUAGAACACUGUGCCCUACUGUACUGCAGUUGUAUAACACUACACUCAACAGUUCUGUAUGUUGACGUAUUACAUAAUUGUUAUUGGAAAAGAUUAUUUCCUACAUGUCUUGACUUCAUAUGUUAUAUAGAGUUUUUUUGAGUUUUACAGAAUAUUCUUGUUACUUUAUUCUGUUAAUUAUAGAUAUUGUGUUUCGUUAAAAAAAAACAUAAUAAAAAAAUUGCUUUUCCGAAAGUUAUGUAUAAGGUGAUUUUUUGUGUUAAAAACAAGCCUUGAAUUCUGUAAUUGAAUGUUUAAUUUAGAAAUAGAGCCUCCAUUUCUUUUCAAACUUCCGGAGGAAUUUGACAAUUGCAGCAAUUUAAGAAUAUUAUGUAAAUUUCAAUUUUUAAGUAACAGUUUGCAAUACCUCUUCCUUUUUUACUAUUUAAUUCAGCAUUACCCAGAGUUAUGUUCUGUUAAAAUAAGAAAUGGCAUCGCAGGAUUUUGUGGCCCAAAGUAGAUGAGUCUGAGAUAGUAACAUUAACAUGUAUGGAUGGGAAUUCUCUGUAUUAAAGGGCUAGACACCAGAUUAUACAGUUCCAAAAGAAAACGAAAAUUGUCAAAAUCUUGCAUAAAAUUCACAUAGUUGUGUACAACGCAUUGAAUCUUACUUACUGAUGUAUCACAUCGCUUAAAACACAUGGAUCUAGCGAAGUUUUUGCGUUUUUUUCUUAUUUGAAAUUUAUUAUUGUUUUCAACCACAUAAUUUGCGUAAGUUUGAAAACAGUGUAGAUAUAAUUAUCUUUACUUAUAAUUAGAUAUGAUUGUAACUGGGAAACCGUUAUACGCUAUUUUAAAUGGGGAAACACAGAUGAGGCAGCAACAUGAUUGUUGCAUUUAUUAUUUUAACCAUGUCAAGUUACAUAUCAUUGGCCUCCUACUAGCUCGCAUCGACAAUUCUAGGCUUGUUUUAAAGAAAUACUGUAUUUACCGAUUUUUUGACCAUCUGGUGUCUAGCCCCUUUAAUGCUAUCAGUUAAAUCAUUUCUUCUUUAUAAUGAAAUGUAAGACUGACAUAAUUUCUGUAAUGAAACACCCUAUAUUCAGUUUUUUUAAGGUUUCAACUAUAAACCCAACUUUUCCGAGUGCAACAAUAAUCUUUUUUUCAAAAUCGAUGGUUUCCACCUAGGGCCAACAAUUAUGUGAUGUGUCAUAUUAUAUAUACUUACACUGUAUACUUGAAAUAAGAUUGUUGAUAAAAUUGUGUACAAAACUCAUAAAGAACAGUUUCUGUUACGGUUUGUUUUAUAAUGGGCACGUUGUCAAAUUAAUAUGAAUGUCCAGCACAUUAUGUUAGUGUUAUGUCCUAUGCAAUACGAUGAAAAAUUAAUUAUUAUACUGUUAUCAUACAAAUUUUUUUUUAAUUUAUGAUAUUUAAUAGUUUGGAUAAUUGGGGUGAGUUAUUACAUUAACUUUAGGACAAGUUUUAUGUCAAGAUAUAUUUGUUAAAGGCUUCAAAGUUCCAUGCAAGUUGUAAAAGAAUAAAGGAUCUAUAUCUAUGGAGCAGAUAGCUAAACGCUAUCUAAAGCUAAAUUUUAUUGCUGCUCUACUUCAAUUGCAAUUUACAUGAUGUCGAACCAGCUGGAUAUCAAUAUUUACAACUAGAUAUAUUACAAGUCAGUGAAGUCACAUAACAACCCUGGCCAGAAAAAUGCAUGGAGACUUGGAUUCAAUAUAUGAGUACUCUUUUAUAAAACAAAGUAGGGAAUUAUUGAGGGCUGUCUUAGGUCAAUUUAGUUUCAUGUCUAUUAGUUUUGCAUGAGCGGACUGUAGAAUUCUAGGUUACUAUCAUUAUGUGUGAAGCUACAUGUACAUUCCUCUGUUAAAAUGGCAUGCUCUAUGUUUCCUAUGUGUUUGUUCUAUAUAUAUAAUAUCCAAUACUUCAUAUCUACACGGUUACCAUGUUAUGUGAGUAGCAUUAUGUUCCAACUGGCUGAAUUGUUCGUUAUGUUAAAGGGACUAGACACCAGAUGAUACCAUUGCAAGAAAAAAGACAAUUGUCAAAAACUUACAUAAAAUUGAUAUCGUUUUGUACAAUGCAUUGAAUCUUCCUUUCUGAUGAAUCACAUCUCUUAUGACACAUGUAUCUUUCGCAGUUUUUGCGUAUUUCUCAAUUUCGAACUUACUGGAGUUGUCUACCAUGUAAAUACCAGUAAAUUUAAAAAUAGCAUCUGUUGAUGUAUCUGUACUAAUCAUGUGACAUUCACAUGCUAAAUAUACACACAAUAUACUCACAAUAUUAUUUAAAUCAUGUAAAGUGAUGUCUUAUCGGCCUCGUGCUACCUCGUAUCCACAGUUCUAGGCUUGUUUUGAAUUUGAGGAAAUAACGUAUAUGCUGAUUUUGUGACCAUCUGGUGUCUAGUCCCUUUAAUGCCAGAAGGUAUGGAAACCUUCUAUAUUUCAAUGUUGACUGGUACGUUCUUGGAUUUACCUCUCAUUCAUGUUAUGGUAUAUAAACUCAGACAGAUAGUGAGGUAUGUUUUAUGAUUCACAGAUGUUGCAUGGUUUUCUAUAUGAUAUUUUUUUUGCACUUUUUUUGAAACAAUGAUUUAUGUAGAACAAGACAAAAUGUAUAAGAAUGAGAAUGAGCUGAUAGUUCAGAACUUUGUUUAAUUUUUUAAGUUAACAUUGUUGUUUUCGUUAUCGUUGUUUAACUCUUUUAUACCUUCACCUGUUUUAGAAGUUUUGUUGAUGAACAUGUUGUCUGCACUACUUCUUACAAGAUUGGAGACAAUUGUUUUAGCUGUAUUUGUUAUAACUAAAUAUAUGAAAACAUGAUAAAAUAGUUCACCUUCAAAAGUUUACAACAAUAAUCUUGUCAACAUAGCAAGUCUGAAAGUCUGAACAACAGUGAUCUUAACAACAUUGUUAACUUGAGAAAGUUCUGAACAACAGUGAUCUUAACAACAUUGUUAACUUGAGAAAGUUCUGAACAACAAUAAUCUUAACAAUGUUGUUACCUUAAGAAAGUUUUAAAUAUCAGCCCUAUGUAUGCCAUAGCUUUAUUGGGGGUCAUAUAAGAAGUUGUAGCAGGCGUAAGUGACCGGCUGUAUUUUUUGUUUUUUUCAGGAAUCAAAAUUUAUGUAUACUUUUGUUCAAAUGUUUGUAAAACUAUGUCCACUGAAGUCUAUCUUAAAUGGUUUGUGUUGAGUUUAAUUGCAUUCUUUACAAUGUAUUUUUCACUGUUAAUGACUACAGUAUUAUAAUGUAAUUACAAUCUCGUUAAUCGCUUUCUACUGCUAUAGCUGUUGUUAUAGUUGUUAUUGUCAGCCUUUCUCUUUCAACUUUGACACAAAGCUUCUCUGGCUCGGCCUUUAGGAGCAUGUAUAUAGACGUUGCAUCAGGCUCGUUCCAUUCGAACAUAUAACCCAGCCCAGGAAGGCACCUUCAAAUUUGACCAUCUCCAUUUUAGAAUUUUGUUAAAAUUUAAGAAGAAAAAAAUUAACACAAACCUCCCCCUACAAAAUUUUGCUUUCCUGGGGUGGUUUGUAUAUUGAACAAGAAUAGCUCUUAGAAUUAGUAAUGAUGAAAUAUGUAUGUUGAUUUGUAAAAAUUAGGACCGUCGAUUAACUGUUCUAUAAUAAAACUGAGAUAAUGAAAGUUGAAUACCACAGUUGUAUCUUUUUUUUGUUUAAUUGCCUUGAGUAUUAGGGGUUUUUUUAUCGCAAAACGUUUUUGAAAUAAAAAAAAAUGUUAGGAAAAAAAUCAAUAAUUCCAAUUAAGUACCUGUUAAAUUUUUAUAUUGAUUUUUUUUUUCUCAAAAAACAUGUAUCAGUGAGAAAACAACAUCAUUUGCAUUUUUGGUCUUGAGAAUAUGAUUCAUGAAAGAUUUUGUUAGAACUUGAAGCAGUAGAGAAGUGUUGGAUUUUUAAGCUUCAUGUGUUCACAAACAUUUUAUAUUAAUCCUGUAAACAUAAUCUUGUAAACUGUUAACUGACUAUCGGAAUAUUACGACUGUUUGUCUAGUGCAGUAUUCAUAGUAAAUUUCAUUGUCACUUCAAAGGAACUCAUUCAUUAAACAUUAGACCUCAAACAAAAAAGUUUGUUUGAAAUGUGAACAAAAUGCUUGUUUCAAUUAUAAUUCAUCGUCAAAAGUUAUUUUAUAAGGCGACAGAACAUGCUCUAUUUUGCAGAAAAGCGUUAGCUAUUCUAUGGAAAAUUGAAAUAUAUUUGGCUUAGAUUUUCAAAAUUCUGUUCGAGUAUCAGCCAGUUUCUGUAAGUUAAAAAGAAAGUUAGAAAGGCUCAUUGUAAACACAAAAUCCAUGAGUGAGUUCCUUAAAUAUAAUAGUUAAUGUAUAUUUAAAGGGCAGAUUUAGUGUCCAGUAAUAGUGAUUUAUUGUAAUUAUUUGUGUGUAAAAAAAUCUUGAUUUUAGAACCCUGACAAGUGUACACUUACAUGAGCAUGUUAUACGGAUCCAUAAGAUAUUAUCCUCUAUGUAAACUAGUGCAUAACGUAGCCCCCUGACCGAAAAAUUUAACAUUGGUGGCCCUCGUAGAAAAUGAUGUCAGUGAAACAAAUUAUUUAGGUAUACAUAUAUCAAUAUAUUGACUGAACAAAAUAUAUUUAAUGGAACCCCCCAGACUGAAAAAUUGGUGGCCUUCAUAGAAAUGCUAGAUUUUUAUUGGCAGAAGAUAUCAGCGAUUUUUUUUAUUUAGGUAUUUAUCAAUAUGGGGUGGUUAAAGAAUUGGAUGUUCUGUUUUUUAAAUGACAGCACAAAAUAUAGAUUAUGGGGCAGCAAAUGCUGUUAAUUUCUUAAAUAUUGGGCUGAUUGAUCAGACUUUUGUAAAAGUUAACAUCAUUGUUGUUUACUUAAAUUGAAGCUUUACUUUCUGAAAAGUUCCUUAAUUAAACAUGACUGAUUCGAAAAAUUUCUACCAAGUUUUGAGACAAUUUUUUCAGUUGUUCUUAAAUAUAAGUACAUGAUCAGAUAAUCUACAUUUAAAAGAUGACAAUAAUGCUGUUAACAGCGUCGUUUACUUUAACGAAAUUCUGGACAAUCAGCAACUUAGUCUAAAAUAGAAGUGUCAAUAAAAUAAGUGAAUGGAGGAAUUAUUAUUUAUCUGUUUAAUAAAAGUUUGCCGACUAUAAAACAUUUAGUUAACAUAUUAUCAAAGACUUUAUAUAUUGUGUUUCUAUGUUCUAUUUCAUUCCUUAUGUACAUGUUAGUCAGGAUUGUGUGUUAUCAUCGGGUACAUACUGUAAUGAUUCAUUCUUCGUCCAAGAAUGAAUAUUUGUACAUUGCGUUUUUAUACCGGUAUACUAUUAUAUAAAAUAAUAUGAAAAACUAUUGGAAUGACCUGUCAAAAAAUUUGGCAUCUCAUGGUUUUUGAUUCCUUACAAUAUAUUGGAAACAUGGAUAAGUUCCAUUUAGAAAUAGAAAUGCUUUAUCUAUGAGGACAUGAAAACAAAUUUACAUAGCAAGGUCUAUAACUCUGGCUGUAAUAACUAAUGAGUUGUUUCCCUUGAUGGAUUUAACAAAACAGGCAAACAUGGGCAUUUGCCCCAUGGGGCUCGUGUUUUAAUUUGUCACUGUUAACAGCAUUUUGGAGUAUUUCACAGUAUAAAUCAUAUCUAUAUUAAUGAAAAAAAAGUGUUAUCUAAAGUGUAAGCAGUCGUUUUACGAUUGCAUUAUGUUAUGUAGAGUGUGAAAGAUUUUAUUUAAUUAACCACUUUUGCUGUAUAAACUCCUUAUAGAUGUUAUUAACUGUGUAUAUGUUUAACUUAAAACCAUGUACACUUAGGUAUGGAUCUGUUAUUUUUACACUGUACUUGUUGUUAAAAAUGUAUAGAUAAAAUAUCAAUGAAUAAUAAAAUGUAUAAACAUUAA
Molecule: messenger RNA, 8521 nt
Organism: Mya arenaria
Lineage: Eukaryota; Metazoa; Mollusca; Bivalvia; Myida; Myidae
Product: serine/threonine-protein kinase 26-like
Exons: 17
Coding region: 376-2406 (676 amino acids)
Biological process (GO): protein phosphorylation
Molecular function (GO): ATP binding; protein kinase activity
Source: RefSeq, a predicted model, not a curated record